Molecule: messenger RNA, 1240 nt
Organism: Thlaspi arvense
Lineage: Eukaryota; Viridiplantae; Streptophyta; Magnoliopsida; Brassicales; Brassicaceae
Source: the annotation of a GenBank genome assembly
UACAACAGCUACGAUCGAAUCCCUUGUUUAAAACCAACCCGAUCGUUGUCUGCACACAUAUUAUCACACUCAUCACUGCCACAAGAACGAUCCACCACGCUUGCUCUUACUCUCCUACUCUUUCUCUUAUCUCCAAUGGAACCAGAAAUUCUAACCGACACGAUCGUGCUCCACCACGGCGAGACCGAGACACAGACAGAGUUAACAGAGUUCGAGAAGAAUCAGGAACGGUACCAAUCCCUAAUCUCCACUUUUCCUCGCGAGGAAGGCUGGGGACCUGAAGAUCCCCUGAUUCAAUACGGUGGUCACUGGUGGCUACAGUUUUUCCUUGAAGGUUGCCUUCACGCGCAAGACUUCUUUCAAGCACGACCCAAAGACUUCUUCGUCUGUAGCUACCCAAAGACAGGCACCACAUGGCUAAAAGCGCUAACUUUCGCCAUCGCCAAUCGAUCACGAUUCGAAGAUGCCUCGAAUCCUCUCCUAAAACGUAACCCUCACGAGCUUGUUCCUUACAUCGAGAUCGAUUUCCCUUUCUCCCCUGAAAUAGAUGUUCUUAACGACAACGGAAGCACUCUGUUUUCGACCCAUGUCCCACAUGGAUCAUUACCCGACUCGGUUGUGAAAUCGGGUUGUAAGAUGGUUUACAUCUGGAGAGAUCCGAAGGACACUUUCAUCUCCAUGUGGACAUUCAUCCAGAAGGAGAGGUCGGAACUUGGACCAGUUCCUCUCAACAGUCUUGACAUGUGUUUUGAUAUGUACUGUCGUGGUCUGUCUGCGUAUGGUCCUUAUCUUGAUCAUGUCUUGUCGUAUUGGAAGGCUUACCAAGAGAAUCCAGAUCGGAUUUUGUUCCUAAAGUACGAGGACAUGAGACCUGAUCCUUUGCCGUACGUGAAGAGAUUAGCUGAGUUCAUGGGUUAUGGAUUCACGGCUGAGGAAGAGGAGAGAGGGGUCGCUGAAAAACUAGUGAAUCUUUGCAGCUUCGAGACGUUGAAGAAUCUUGAAGCUAACAAAGGAGAUAAUGUGAGAGAGGAUCAAGCUGCUUACUAUGCGAAUAGUGCAUUUUUCAGGAAAGGCAAGGUUGGAGACUGGGCCAAUUAUCUGACUUCGAAGAUGGCUGAUCGUAUCGAUGGGAUAAUGCAAGAGAAAUUCAAAGGUGCAUAAACACAGCUGGGGAUAGCAGAUAGAGAACAUAUGGUGCAGAUCAGAGACAACAUUGCAGAUAUGUUGCGGCAAAAUCAAA